Cinara cedri is the source of this 19165-nucleotide messenger RNA. Lineage: Eukaryota; Metazoa; Arthropoda; Insecta; Hemiptera; Aphididae. The record is from the annotation of a GenBank genome assembly.
AUGGGGACAUUAAUACAAUUGGCACUGCUAACUUUAGCAGUAGGAUUGGCCUCGUCAAAAUUAGCGAGUAAGUUAAUUAUUACACACCUAAAUGCAUUUUUCGUUUCGAAUUAAAAUUUGUCUGGAAAACAAUACACAGUAAGAAAUAAAUCGAAAUCAACCGUCCAAAUUAGACACAACUAGGUAUUAGGUAUCUAUAGUAUAAAUUUCGAUAGUACUUACUAGUUUUAGCUUUUAGAAACUGAAAGUUUAUAUAUUUUUAUUUUACUUUAGUAAUAACGGACGACGAUGGGAGCGAACAGUGUUCAACAGAAUGUACCGAUGGUUUGUAAACUUAUUAUAUUAUAUUAUUAAGUAUCUAGGUACCUAUGUCAACAUGACUAUGUGUAUAAAAACAAAAUUGGGUUUUAGGAAUUGCCAAUGGUGAUGUGGUGUUUACUGAAAAUUAUAAAUACAGUUACGUGUUCGACGGAAACACGGUCAUUACUGCUCCAACUGGUACUCCAGAAGGUCAGUCAGAAAUAUCGAUCAUUGGAAUAGCUAAUAUUAUCGGAACGCAAAAAUGUGGUGGCAUCCUUUACCUCAAACACGUUGAAAUAACCCAAGGCUCGAAGGUCAGUAAUUUAUCUAUCGUCUAGAACGCCUUAUUAUUUUCUCUCAAUGAAAUUGGUAUUUGUAUAAUAUAUAAGUACUUAUGUAUUUAGGUUAACCUAGCUACUAUAGGAAUAAUAUUAUAAAUUCAAUCUAUGUAAUAAACUAAUAGGUAAUUAAUAAUAUUAUACAGACUUACAAUAAUACAAAACUAGAAGGGUACCCGAUACGAUUUUCUUUUAAUAAUGGAAAAGUUGGUAUGAAACUCUGUUCAUCAUCGAAGGAUUCUGUUGCUUCAAUGAAUUUAAAACGAGCGAUUCUAUCAACACUUCAAGUUUCAUCGGUACAAGAAAGUCCAAAAGAUCUUUUCGAGGUAUUUUUCCACAACGUUAUUAAAUUGAUGCAUUGUAUAUUUCCGUUGUCAUUGAUUAUGUAAAAUUGUUCAUUUAUAAAUUUACCACAUUAGACCGACGUUCAAGGAACUUGUAACACUUCGUAUUCAUCGAUUUCGUCAGGCACAAUAAACAAAAAAAAAGAUCUUACUCAGUGCACAGGACACGAUAAAAUAAAUUUAUUCGGACUGACACCAUCGCAAACAAAUCUUGUUCGUAUUCCGAAUAUUUUAGUUGAAUUUUAAAAACAUACAUUACAUUUAAACCAUAUGUAAUAGGUCUAUGCGGAUUCUCCAUUCUCGAUAGCCAUCCAAAAAUCUGAUAUUCAGAUAGUAAGCUCGACAAUAUUAUCUGUUAAGAACAAGGAGACUUUACUCUAUCAACCGUUUGGCCCUAUUGAUGUAAUAACUAAAAUAACAGCGUCCAUGAAUUUGGCCUUGAAAAAGAAGGGUCCGACCAAUCCCCGUAAGUAAAAUUAGUUUUAUAUAUACACAUACCGUUUAAAUAUGUACCUAUAUGUUGGUUCUUUUCUUUUAGCUCCUGUAUUGAACCUGAAAAAAGCUCGAUCAAUUGUAUUUGAAAAACCUUCUUCGUCGGUGGAACCCGCAAAUUCGGAUGACUUAGUAGUAGCCCUUCAAUCAGUUAUGCAAAAUCUCGAGCCAGUAGUGGAAAUGGACGGAGCUAAAUCUUAUGCGGAUUUAAUAUCGCUAUUGAAAACAGCAAAGAAGAAAGAUAUACUCGAUGCAUUCGAUCAAAUUAAUAAUGACUUAUUUUAUAAUCCGGAAAUGGCACAGUACGUCGAUGAAAUACAACUAAAAUACCAUUUGAAUAUAAUUAAUCGCUAUUGUGAAUUAUUAAUAAUGGUGUUCACUGUAGGAAAGUUUUCAUAGACGCUCUAAUGGCUACUAACAGUGGGGAAUCUAUUGAUGCCGUUGCAAAACUUAUAGACAGCCACAUAUUGAGCGAUUCACUAACGGCUAAGUGGUUCAACAAUCUGGCGAACGCGAAAUGUCCUACUAAAGAAGCAGUAGCCUCAGCAUCGGUAAAUCAUUUUCUAUGAUAAUUAUUAUUGCACUAGUGCUAUUGGAAAAACCGACCACUGAAGGAUACUAAUAAUAAAUAAAUAAUAAUUGUUCGCAGAAUUUACUCAAUCAAAGGGGUCUGAAAGAUGCCUACAUAGGAGUCGGCUCUUUGAUACGAAACUACAUAAAAGAAACUCAAGAUACUAAGAGUCCUGAAAUAGAAAAAGCUUUAAACAAUUUAGGAGCUCCAUUAAAAAAAGCAAACGAUGUUUCCUUAUCGCCCAAUGACGAAGAUCUAGUGAUUGCAAGUUUGAAGGGUAUUGGAAACGCACAAUAUAUUAAUAGCGAUGUGGCAGAUCAAAUUGUACAAAUUAUCAUGAAUAAAUCGGUUAAACCGAGAAUUAAAGCCGCAGCAUUGAAUGUGGCGAAAAUGUAUGCUGAUAAUCCUCAGGUAUGUAAAAUACGAAUUAAUUACCUACUUAUAAUUGUAAAAUUGUAUAUGUAUAUAUAUAUAUAUAUAUUAUAUGUCUUAAAUAUAUGUAUAAUUUGAUUUUAUUAUUAUGCACUUCUUGAACCAAUCAGAAAGUACGAUUUAAAUUUGUAUCUUAGUUACUUUUUCGUUACUUUAAUUUUACUUUUUUACGGUUCUUUUAUUUAGAUCGAGAAAGCCUGCGAGAAUGUCUUUACAGACACAUCAGUAGAUUCCGAACUAAGACUUUUGGCAUUCAAAGCAUUUGCCACCUAUCCAUCAAACAAUAAAGCUAACGUUAUCAAAAAAGUAUUGGAUGACAAAAAUUGUCAAUUACAAAGUAUGACCAAGACAAAUUAUUAUUUAGAUAAUAAAAUUGGUUUUAAAUGAAUCAUAUUAUAUAUCAUUGUAUUACUUAUUCACUUUUCAAAAUAACGAAAGAUCAUAUUGUAUUUAAAUAAUGUAUUAAUAUUUUUAGUUCAAGCAUAUUUAAUCAGUUACUUGCGUAACCUACAAACCACUGUAGAUGAAAAUAAAUUAGACCAAAAGAAAUUUUAUGGAGGAAUUCAAUCUAUGUCGCAAAAGAAAUCGCUCGGAGAUAUUCUGCGUUACUCGCAGAAUUUAGAAUAUUCAUAUCAAAGUCCUCUUUUACAUAGUGGAGUUUUAGUAAACGGAGAUGUCCUUUAUUCAUAUGAGUAAUACAAAUGUUAACAUGUUAUUUUCAAAGAAGUGUAUUUUACAAAAUUAACGUGUUAUUUUUCUUUUUAGUUCAUUUUUGGCACGGUCUUCUUCGGUAUCAACAAAAGCAUUAGUAUUUGGACGCCAACAUCAUGUUUUUGAUGUAAAUAUAAUAAAUUAUAACACUACGUAAUAAUCAUUUACAAAAUAUUAAUUACAUUAAUUAUUUUGAUGAUUUAGAUUGAUACACGUGUUGAGAAUAUCGAACCUUUAUUAGAAAAACUUUUUGGGCCUGAAGGAUAUGUUGCCACACAUAAGAGCAGUACUUUAGAUGAUAUUAAAAACUAUAUAAAUCAAGCUGUAGACUAUGCUAAACACAAACAACAAAAUAAUGUAGAUUCAACGAUGUCUGCUGAAGAAGUAAGAAAUUAAUAUGUAUCUAAAUAUCAAAUACAGUGUACACAACAGCGGUUUCCAACUUAACAUUAUAGACACGAAACAUUAUCAUCGUUCAUUUUCCAUCAUCACGAACCACCACAUUGAAUUCCACUACCCCAUUAUUUCUUUCUCUAUAAUAUUUAAUUUAUACGUACAUAACGAAAUCAGUAAUCCAGUAAACUAAUCAAUUGAGAUAAGUUCACGGACCACCAGUUAAGGGCCAAUGGUCGACAAUAAUACUUAUUUAGAUUUUAGAUUCUAAGUGUAGCGAAGAAUGUAUUGGUUUUACAAAGAUGUUUAUUUUAUUUUUUUAUACUGUGCAUAAAAAUUCAACCAGAAAUCUUCCUCUGAUGUAUACAAUGUAGAACUUUUUCUGAAAGGAAAUUUUCUUGGGGUGGUAUUUUUAAGAUCGUUUUUUGAUUUUCUUGGCAGUUUUCCCAAUAAAAGGGAAAAGUGAGAAAAAACGGAAAAAUCGGUACAAUAUUAUACAGAUAUUAUUAAAAAAAAAAUAUAAUGUGUAUUUAAUUAUUUUACCAUAAUAUGACAUAUAUAUUGUUGAUAAAGUAUCUCUAUUAACUGAACUCUUCUCAGAAUCGUUUUUUCGUUAUCAAUGGUUUAUCGUUGCUUACAGAUAUACAUUAAGUUCUCUUUUGGAUUCUACUUUCUUAACUUCCCACCUACAACAGUGGUUGCACCCGCGUGUGAAGUAUGCCCGCAUUUUUAAAAUGUAACGAUCUUCUAAUAAUUUAUAUAUCAUAUGUUCAUUUUAAUGAUGUAAUCAGAAAUAGAAUUUUGAAUAAAAUUAGUUUUACAAGUAGGCACCUUAAUUUUAAUUUUAUAUUCUGAGCGUUAUAUGUGUUUUUUUUAAAUUCAUUUUUUAUGUGCCUUUAAACUACUUUUCUACCAAAAAUUUUGCUCCAAACAAAAAAAUAACGAGAUACCUUUCUUGUUUCAUUUUGGAUCUAAUUAGUGCAUUGAUAAGUUAUUUCUUGAUUUUCAAAUUGUUUGGGAAAAAAUCGGUAAAAAACGUAUAGGAAAACUGACAAAUAUUUAAAGUGUGCCACGACGUUACCGAUUUCAUUAUUUUCAAUUUGUACGUUAUAUAUAUCAGAAAUCUUACUUUAAUCAAAAAAUAUCAAUAUACUUUUUUUGUUCCAUUUCAGGUCUAGUUGGUGAAUAAGAUAAUUUUGUUUUGAUUUUCUAACCAGCUUUCAUGAUAAUUGGAAAAAUUGAAAAAAAAACGUAGAAAAUACGGGAAAGUUUACGGGAUUAAUCAUUUUGUUAUUUUCGAUUUAGGUUUUUUGUUAUAAAUUGAUUCAAAAUUAUUGUGAAGAGUUGACACUUAUAAAGAACAAUUAAAUUAACCUUUUUUAGAUGUAGUAAAAUAUUCAAAACAUUCUUGCGGUUUUUUUUAUGUAGGUAGAUUUUAUUCUGUAGGUAUUCUGUAGAUAAAAUAGUUUGAUUAAACAUAAAUGCUUGAAAAUUUAAUUCGAGUUUCAUUUAAGUUUAACUCAGAGCUAUACAAAAUGUAAGUUAGUAGGUAGUUCUAUUUUAAAAGCGUAAUUAAAUAUUACAGCAUAUCAAAUCAUUUAUUCGCUCAGAACCGUAUUUUGUUAGCAAUGGUCUAUCGUUGCUUACAGAUUUAAAUAAAAUAACUGUACAUAUCCUACCUUCUUAACUUGCUAUCUACAACAGAAGCACAUUCAUCAGUAGUAUCAGCUCUUCUUUUUUGUUAUUUAAUAAUUGCAUAAUAAUAUAUCUAAUAAAUCGAGACAAACAAAUUAAGGAAAAUAAAUUGAGAGUUAUUUUUAAAGGAUGGACUGCGUGAUACAGAGUGAUCAACAUAACGUAAGAAUAUUUAAAACAAGUAACUUUAAACGUACGAUUGACGUUCGCGUUAUUUUUUGUCAUCCAUAUUUUUGAGGUUGAAAAUAUCACCUACUUUUAAUUUUCAAAUAUCAACCUAUAUUAAAAUUCUUAAACAGAUGAAGUUCUACUUUAAAUGAAUGUAGAAUGUUUUUAUUUUUAAAUCCAAUUUUAGUGCUAGCGUAUAAUUUGUGUGGUGGCGAAUCGCGCGUCGUUUGAAUAGUGCUCUACUACUCUCUUCCAACACACAAAACGACAAACCAUGGAAUAUCUCGUCAGUGGAUUGACGGAAAUGAAAAAUGUCAACACCGAAAUGUAUUUUAACUCGAAAUUUAAAACUAUAUUAAAUUAUUACAUUAUUAAUACAUUUAACUAUUUUAAAAUCAAAAAUGAUUAAUAAUUUCACCUCCGAAAAUAAGGGUAACAAUAAAUAACGGCAACGCACCAUUUAAGAGUAGCUUGUUUUUUAAAUGUUCUAAAAAAAAAAUCUGAAAAAUGUUAAUAUUCUUCGAGAUAAUGAAUUUUUUACGAUAUGUAGAUUAGCACUGUAAUGUAGUUUUUAUAGUACACGUUUGUAGAAAUUUAUAGUACUAACCUGUAUUUAUUUUAUAUUUUAUUGUUUUUUUAGAUUUGCUUAAUUUCAUUUUUCAUCCUUAUUUUUGAUUUAAGAUAUUCUGUAUACAACUCAUUUCUGCCUAUCUUUAAAAAAUUAACAAAGCUUAACAAAUGCAUUUAAUAUUCAUAUUUUAAACUUGUUUACAGAGUUGUGAAAACGUUUCAAAAGAGGAUUUAAAGAACAUUUAUAUGGAUGUAGCAUUAAAAGUAUUUGGAAAUGACAUAGGUUGGUUUUCUUUUCAAGGACACGAAUGUCAACUUAGUUACCAACACAUUAUUGAUGCCAUACUUCAAAAUUUCGAUAAUUCUUUACCCGAUAAAAAAAAAAUUGAAGUAAUAUACCUAUUUCUAAUAAUUAUUUGGAUAUCACUAUAAUUAAAUAUAAUUAUUUACAUUAUUUUUGAUUUUCUAAAUAUAAAUAUGUAUUUCAAAAACUUUUUAGGUAAAUAUUAGGAAACAAAUACAGAUCGUUGAUUACGAAAACAAAUAUGCAACCUGUUCUGGACUUCCAGUUACAUUAAACAUUCAGGCUACAUCAGCCAUUAAAAUUAAUUUAGCUACUAAUAUUGAUUUAAAAAGUUAUUUUGAACAACCAGAAAAUUCAAAUUUUGCAUUGAAAUUUAUACCGAGGUAUUUAGUACUUAUAUUAAUUUAUUACUAUUAUUAUUAUAAUAAAUAAUAAAUUAUUUUUAACACAUGCGGGCAUUACGACAUCCGCGUGUGACAAUACGUAAUAAAACAUGUAUCAUGUAAAUUUUUUGCGCGAAAAUUGACGUUCGCUAGUGAAUAAUACCUUUUUAUAUUUUAGAUUCUAAAUGUAGCGAAGAAUGUAUUGGUUCUACAAAUAUUUGUGUUAUUUAUUUUUUUAUAUUUAUUUAUUUAAAUUUUAAACGGGCCAGUUACAUGCCUAAUUAUUUAUUAUAAUCGUUCGUGAUACUGUAUACAAAAAUUCUACUAGAAAUCUUGUCCCGAUGUAUACGAUGUAGACCCUUUGCUGAAAUAAUAUUUUCUUGGGGUGGUACUUUAAGCAUGUGAUUUUUCGAUUUUCCCCGGUGUUUUCUCAACAAAUUGGGAAAACGGGAAAAUGUACGUGAUGUAGGUAUUAGUUGAUAAAAAUAGUACAGCCUUUUUUUUUCUAGUUAACAACUUUUCUACCAGCAAUUUUGCUCCGAUUUACUAUGAUAACACGUUUCCUGAAAGCAAAUCUGACUGGGAAGGUAUUUUACUCAUUAGGUAAUCCAUAUUGUUCAAAAACAUACAGUUAUCAAUUCUAUUUUAUUACGAUUUAAUAUUGUCACUGACAGAUCGACGUAUAGAUUAGAUUUUAUUUAUUAAAAUAAAUUUUGUGCGAACAAUUGACGCAUAUCCAAUAAAACAUUUGUUUUAAUGUAAAAAUGUGAUAGUUAGAACUGCCUAAAUGAUCAAUUCAUAAUUAAAUUUAUCUUUAUUAACCAUCAAUCUAGUGGUUGAAUUAGUUUUUUUUUUUUAAUACAAUUUUAUAAUUCGCUUAUUUUUGUAUGAGUACGUUACUUAAAAGUUACAUUUACGAUUACAAAUGAAUCAUUUACCUACCUUAAUAGAAAAUUGAUUAUAAUGAUUAACAUAUCUAUGAACCUUUAUUUUCAGUGGUUCACUUACUUUAAAUACUUUACUUACGGUCGAUGGUCAUACUGUAGAAGUUGGAAAUAAAGUAUCAUCCUCACUACAUACUUCCACGGGAUUGGAUUAUGCUUUAGAAACUAUUAAAGGACAUGGUUUUGAAAUGAUUUACGAGCUUCCCUUAGAUGUUAUGGAUGUGCUUUCUGCAAAAUCUGGAGCCUUUUCAAUAAUCCAAGAAAAAGGAAGUCCAACUAUUGAAACACCACUUAUGAGCCCUGGCGUUGAAAGGUUAGCAUAUAAUAUAUUAGGAUAUUAUUACAUAUACAAAUGUGUUAGGUACCUAUGUACGAUCAAUUUAGCUAUUGAAAAUGUUGAAUUUUUAGGCAAACAUACACCAAAACUUUCGACAGUUUAAAAAAUACUCUAGGAUUGUCAUUUUCGGCACAGUACGAUAUUCCUUGGGAUGGAAAUUUGCAUUCAUUACUACCGUUUUCAGGUCCAUUGUCUUUUUCUUUCAAAGUUUUAAAAGAAGAUGAAAACCUCACUAAGUAUGUUGUAAAAGGCACUUACGACUUUAAAUGUAAGUAAAUUAUUCAAUCGAUAAUAUUAUCCAAUAACUAAAUAAUAAUUUAUUAUUUUAGCACAAUCUGUAAAAUAUAUUAAGUUUAUGUAUGUAACUCCGGGAGCAGAUAUUAGCCGUGGUGUAGAAUUUGUUUUGGCUUACGAGACUCGUGAAAAUGAUCAAUUUAUAAUAGAGUUGAAAACUCCUUCCUCUGAAAUUAUUCUUCAAAGUAUAUUUAUCAAUUUAGAUUUGAAGAAAAUAAUUGAAAUUAAAUAUGUAAAUGGUAGUGAGCACCUUAUUAAAUUUGGACUUGAAGGUGAAGUAGUGGAUAAAGACACAACCAGAUAUAUCCCUAUAUAUGAAGCAUUGUAUGCUAAACAAAUUAAUGCAGAGAAAGAAAAGAAUCCAUAUUUAUCAAACAUUGAAAUCGAGGGGAAUAUUAUUGUACAACGAAAUAUAGAUUCUGAAAGUGUAAGUAUGAAGUCUGUUGCAAAACGCAGUGUGGAUUAUCAAAGUGGAAAUUCGAAUAAUCCAACAAAAUUGUUAUAUGAUGUCGCUGCUGUUACAAAUAAGGGCACCCAUUCUUUAAAAGGUUCUUUAACCAUACAAAAUAAUGACAUUGAAGCACACAGUUGUUUGACUACUGAUAGAGUAACUCUUACAUAUUAUGGAUAUCUCAGUGGAGAGUAUCCAAUUUUUAAAUUGAUUUCAACUUUAAAUAUGAUUAAACACAAACACGGUUUGGAAGAAUUACCGAGUGACAAUAGUGACGUGUACCAACCAGAAUCGGAAUUGAUAAAAUUAUUAUAUAGAAUUCAAACUUUAAAUAUCGCCACCAACCAACUUUUACGCGUUGAAUCGCCAUAUAUAUUCAAAAGUACUAAUCGUAUAGUCUGGGACGAUAAGGACUAUUUCGAAAUAAACGGAGAUAUCCUAAUUGAAAAUGAUGAAUUUACAAUGUUAGGUAAUAUAUCAACGACAGACCUGCUCGACUUGGUAUUAAAUGGUGAGAAUAAUGUUUUAACAAAUAUAAACGGUUUUACUAUGUAAUAAUACAUUUUUGUUAUUUUCAUGUUUAAAGCUAAUAUAACUAUUCUACCAAGUACAUCAGAUCAUGGAGAAUUCAUUUUUGGACAGUUAGAACAUUCUUUUAUUUCUGAUCCUUCAAGUAAAGGAAGUGGAGAUUUUAAAUAUGUUCAAGACAAAGAUAAGAAAGGUAGUUAUUUUGAAUUUAUAUCAAGAUGCCCCCAUUAUACUGGAGUAUUUGAUUUCAUUACCCAACAUCACGUGAGUGAAUAAUACCUGUUAUAAUAGUUCAUUCAAAUAGGUAUAUAUUAUUAUAUCCUUUUAUUGUUUGAUUUUUAGUACACAGAUGAAGGAUUUCAGUAUGAACUUUAUUAUGAUUUACAUGAUGGUACUCUUUUACAAGUUAAUAUGAAUACUUUAACUAAUGACAUUCAAUUUGAUGCUAACUUUAACUCUCCUAACACUGAAUAUAAGUCAUCUAUAAAUUUCCAUGGUUGGUCAAAUAAAGAAAAUACUUAUUUGUUUGAUACCAAAGUAAGCAUUCACUUUUAUUCUAAAUAAUAAAUUACUAAAAAAAAUAAUUAAAAUCAUUCAAUAAUUUUACUUUAUAGCUUGUAUGGCCUUGUAGUCACGAAUCAAAUUAUUUGAAUGCGAAUGGAAAAUUAUUUUUAAAUGGACUUCAAAGUGAUGGAAGUGGCAAUGUUGAUUUUCCAUCAGCUAAUUUAGACAAUGUAAAAGUAUCAUUUAAAAGUAUACCAAAUCCCGAAAUUGAAGAUGGAGGUAUUGCAAUAGUUCGCUGUUUUUCUAAUGAUCAAGUUUACUUCUCUGAGAAGUAAGUGUUCGAUUUAUUGAGUAAAAUAAUUUUUAACUAUAUAAUUUUUAAGGUUUAAGUAUAAGCUAACCUUGAACGAUGGUCAGCUACACGUAUCAGGAGAGAGUAUUCCUGAAGAUUCACAAAACAUUUUGCCCGUGAAAUUUGAUUUAAAUUAUAAAAAUUAUACAGAUCCAGAAUCUAAUAUUGGCAAACAAGUAUGUAUUUUAACAUAUAUAUAUAUAUACAUUUAAAUUUCUUUUAAUCUUAAAUAACAAACUUACAGCUUGUAUAUGAUGUUGAAUUGGAAUAUAAUGGCCACAGAUAUAAAUACAAAAGAUCUAUGCAAAUCACUAAACAUAUGUUUAUCUAUCGACAAUUAUAUCAAAUAGAUGACCAGGAACAAAAGAUUGAAAUGGAUUUGGAAUACGACGGAACAGGUACCAAAUACCUAUAUUAUUUAUUUAUUUUUAUAGUAUUAUUUAUGAAUAAUAACAAAAAUUUAAAUUCUUUUAGAUGCUUGGAAUUGGUCGUAUAAUUUAAAAUCAAAAGUUAUUUCUCCAGGAUGUUUCCAUUAUUUGCUUCACGACACUCAAAAUGCAUUAGAUUUUAACUCGAAAUUUAAACUCACUAACAAUUUAUGUGACCAAGCACAUAAUCUAACAAUUUAUUCAUCUGAUCAUAUAGACGACUCAUAUGAAUUAAAAGCUUUUGUAAAUAAUAAUAAAAGAGGUUGGGUCACAUAUUGUAUUUUUUUAAUUUUAAAAUUUAAAUUCAGUACUUUAAAUACUAUUGAUAUAUAUGUGUGAUUAUACAGCAAUCAAGAUUAGAUUUGGGGACCGAGAAAUAAGAGAUUUAGCAUAUUAUAGUAUUGAACCUAUAGAAGGAGGACAUAAAUUGACAUAUAAAGGACAACUUUGGUUGGAUUAUAUUAGAAAUAAAAAUGCUGAAUCUGCUCUAAAUUUAAUAUCAUACUAUUCGCUUGAAAAAGGAUUAUCUACAGUAACUGAUUUAAACCUGUUGAUACCAUCAUUUAAUAAUAAGGUAAAAUAUUUAAAAUUGUAUAUAACGCAAUAGUAGUAGGUAUGACAAUAUAAUAUAUUAUAUACCUAUAUUAUAUUUAUCUUGUUCUUAAUAAUUUUAUAUUUAAUAUUGUUAAAUUUGUUGUUGUAAAUCAUAGACCUAGAUGUAUUCUUACAUUUGCUGUACAUAAGGGCCCAGCCCGUGUAUUCAAAAGUAAAUUAAUAUAAAACAUUAAUUAUUUUAGACCAUGGCUAUAAAAAACGAUAUUGAGAUGUUCAAAAGCUGGGAAAAUCCAUUAGACGUUAAAUUAGAUCUAGAUAUAUUCCCUACCACAGAACAAACUUUACACCUUCAUAGUAGUUUGAAACGAAGUCUAGAAAACAACGGAGUUUUGUAUUCUGCCGAAUUAAAAGCGAUAAGUGAUGUAAGCAUGUCAAGACAUAUAAUACCUUUAUAGUUGGGCAAUACAUGGUAUGUGAAUUUUUGUAGGGAAUGGAUUUGGAUUAUUUAGUCAAAGAUUCUAUACUUGUUUCAAAUGAAAAAUGGGGAAAGUACUUAGAUAUAUCAUUUGUUGAUUCCCAAAAUAUUGAAAGACCUGUUCAACUACAUGCUGAACUUACGCCCGACGGUUUUAUUAACAAAGUUUGUAUUUUCCUAGAUAGGUAUUAGGUAAAUAUAGUAUACUUACCUUAUUUAUUUCAUUUAUUUAUAGAUAAAUAUAUUUGACAUAACUGUAAUUAACGUUGAUUCAAGAAUUAAUGUCAAAGAUGGAGUUCUUAACACAUGUUCAAAUAUAGAUUACAAUAAUCAUCCAUAUACAUUUAGUCUAUCAUUAACCCCAAAGCCAAGUUUUAAUUUCGUUUUUGGAUGGAAUGGUUUGUACAAACUAAAAAUUAAUUAAAUCUUCAUGUAAAAUUAGUAAGUUAAUAUCAUUUUUUAAAAAAUGAAUAUUUUACUAGACAAAGAAGGAUCUCCAGAGAAAUUAGAUAUUGAAGGCUCUAUUACCAUGGAUGAUGCAGCUGUCAUAAAUGCUAAUCAUGUUAUAAAUAAUAAUGAAGUUAUGCCUAUAGGAACUGUAAAAAAAUCCCUACAACAAUCAAAUUGGUGGAAUACAGAUAAUCAAAUGAGCUCAGAGCAAUGGAAUUUAAUUUGGGUACAGAUAGUAAAAAUAUAUCAAAAUAAUAAUAAAUUCUUUCUAACAUAUUUAAAUAUUUUUAACUAUUCAUCUGUGUUCCAGCAAUCUGUGAAGGGUCAAAUUAUUACACAAAUCAUUAAUAUAAAUAACAAUUUACAAAAUAUAAAGGCCGUGGCAUCAGAACAACGUAAUAUACGUAUUCGUGAAGCAAAAAGAGCAAAAUUACAAACCAAAAAGUUAAAAAAAUUUACCCUUAAUGAGUGGUCCGAAAUAUGGGAUGAAGUCUGGGCCGAUGAAUAUAUAUUAAAAUUCCCAAUCUUAAUGUAAAUUUGUGUAUUUUUUUCUAAUUUACAUUAUUUAUUAUAUGUUGUAUUCAAAUUUAUUUUCUAUGUGUUUAUAGAUUAAAUACUACCGAAAUCGUAUUCGCUGGUGAAAUUGAAAUAGUUAAAAAUAUAGAACCAGUAGACGUUUCAUUUAGCAAUCUAUAUGGGGAUGUCAAUGUUUACCCAAAGAAAGUUUAUGAAUACUAUGCACGGAACAUUGAAUAUUUACUGGAUCAAUUGGCACUUGGUUUAGAUGCAUUAGGACAUGAUGGAAACCUUGCUCUGAUUGAUUUAUAUAAUAUAUUGGAUACGUAUACCAAUAAACCUAUGAAUGAUAUGCAAUCAUCAGAUCCUCAUUCUAUUAAAGAGUACCUUGAUUGUAAGAAAUUUGCUUUAGAGAAAAUUAAUUUGAGUUUUCUAUUUACUUUUUGAAAUAUUGAAACUAUACGUUAAAUGAGAAAGCUUUUUGUUAUUCUUACACCAUGAUAAUGUGUCUUAAUACACAAUAAAUAUAGGAAAUUUAAAUUGAAGAUUUUUUUAAUAAUUCGGAUAAUUCAAUACAUUGUAGGAAUAUUAUUAUUAUUAUUAUUAAUAUUAUAUGGUAAAAACAUCGUGACUUUUUAAUGGAAAGGGUAGAGUAUAUAUAUUUUAGUAUUGGAAGAAAUGUAAAAUUAAUUUUCAACUAUGUAUGUUUUUCCUAAUAAUAUGUAUAGUGCUCAAUUGUUAUUAAUUGUAUUAUUUUAAUAAAAAAUUUAAUUUAUUUCAAAAGAGAAAGACAGCUUUAUAAAUACUUUACAGAGUAAGAAUUAUAUGAUUUUUCAAACUCUUAUUUAGAUGUCAUGAUUAACUUGAUAAACACAAUAGCAGAACUCAAAGGCUCAAUAGAUUCACUUCAUGAUGUUUCAGCAGAUUACAUUAGUAAAAAUUUACCAUCAAAUGACAUGUUCCAUGAUCAAAUUGAAAAAGUAAAUAAUUUCAAGUUGAAACAUUUAUCUUUAUGUGCACAACCAUAUUAAUAACAUUAUUUUUAGUUAAAAUCGUAUCCCUACAAAGAGAAGUUAUGGGAAGAAAUACACAACUAUCUGAAAGAAUUGGAAGCUACAGCUCCUACCAAAGAAUACCAGCGUUUUAUUAAUGCUUUGGACGAAUAUAUAAACAAGGUUAGUAUUACGUCAGUAAAAAACCGAAUGCAAUGAUAAUUUUUAAUCUGUGCCUAUAAUUUAUUUAACAUUUGAAGGUGAUCCAUGAUGUACCUGUAGAUGAGACUGAUAUAACAAAUUUAAGAAAUAAAGGGAUUAUAAUGGCAAAAUCAUUGAUAUUUGAUUUCUCUGAUUAUGUGGAUUAUGAAAAAGCAAUGAGUAUUUGUGAUGCAUUAGGUAAACUAACAAAUCUUGGCAAAAAUGUUCUGUAUGUGGUUUCACCGGGUUCCUUCUCACACCAGAAUGAUGUUCCAAACAUCUGGCGUGAUUUAAGUCAAUAUGCGCAAAUCUAUCACAACUAUUUGGAGCCGUCUAAUUUAUUACCACCAUUUAGAGGUAAUGUAUACUUUCAUAGUUUAAUGAAAAAAAUAUCCAUUGAUAUUAUUUGUUGAGAUGUAAUUUACAUUCUUUUUUAACAAUUGCACAGGACAAGGUGUUAUUAUGGAUUCCACCAAUAUAAUUACAUAUAAUGGUAAAUACUAUAGUUUUACACCAAAUACUGGUACUUAUAUAUUGGCCAAAGACAACAUGAAUGAUAAAUUCUCAAUACUUGCAAAUUACAACGACAACGUUUUAACAUCAAUUUCAGUGUUAAAUGAUCAUGGUGAAACAUAUGUAUUACAGCCUGGAGGAAGUGUGAGUUAAAAAUUAAUAUUAUACCUAAAUCUAUUAUAUGAAUAAAUUAAAAAUAUUUAAAAUCAAUUUAUAUAAAUAAGUUAUGAAAAUCAUUUUUUAAUUUAAACUAUAGAAUUCAUAUUUAAAGGAAUAAUAUUCUUAAUGCAUCUAAAUUUAACUGCAAACUCUUAAUUGUAUUUCCAUCAAGACAAAAUAAUAACAAUGGGUAUCAUUUACACAACUGUCAUUCAUUCGAAGUUAUUUUCUUCAUUUUAUUCAGUAUAAUAUCUUUAUAUCUUUAUCAAAAAAUAUUAAUCAUAAUAUUAUUAUUUACAAUCUACCUAUGUGUAAUUGUGAGAAUAUUGAAUAUUUCUUGUACACAUAAACCUCAUUGAUUUAUUCCAGUUUUCACAAUAUUUUACUAUUAAUUUCUAAUUUAAAUUUUUAAGGUAUUUAUUUUGCUUACCUAUGUUUUACUGUUAUUUAACGUAAUAUUUUCACCAAUUGUCGAAUAUUGUAUUGAUAAUUGCAUGGCGUUUCUCAAUUUAAAUGUUGGUUGCAGGCUACUGUUAAUGGUAAAGGUGUUAAUUUCCCAUUUAUAAACGAUAAUGUCAAAAUGUGGGAAGACAUUUAUUUCUAUGGAAUUGAUGCUUCUGUUGGCCUGAAUAUUAAAUGUUCCAUGGAAUUUGAUAUGAUUGAGGUCUUUAUUAAUGGAUAUUAUUAUGGAAACGUGUUCGGUUUAUUAGGAACUAUGUAUCAAGAACCUACGUUUGAUUUAAAACUACCUAAUGGACAAGUAAAAAAAAUUAUAACAAAUUAUAGAUAAUUUAUAAGUAAAUGUUUAAGUGAUUUUUCUCUCUAUUGUAGAUAUCCGAUGAUAUGCAAACAUUUUUAAAAGCAUACAAGGUUUCAGGAAACACAGAGCCAACUGUUAACGAUUUAGUAUCUACCGAUCAACCACCAUGUCCUAGUAUAUUUUCUGGAGUGUCUUCAUUAAAGUAUAUUAUAUUAUUUAUGGUUUUUUAGAGAAAAGAAAACAAUAUAUCUAAUAAAUAUAAAUACCUAUUUAAAUUUACCUUUUUAGAUCAUGUUUCCCAAUUAUGUCACCAGCAGCGUAUAGAUCAGCUUGUAAUCAAAUGGUAUCAGCUAAGUCACAACAAGAUGGUGUCAACAAGGCAUGUUUAGUUGCUAAAACCUACGUGAGCAUGGCGAGAGAAAACUUUGCAACUGAUUGUAGUAUACCGGACGUGUGCGGUAAGUAUUUUUUUAAAAAUAAAAAAUAGUAUUUUUGUUUGGCAAUGCAAAUAGUUUCCUAUUUACUUACAUAUCAUAUUUAAUUCUAAAAUUGUUUUAACGGAUUUUGAAAAUUUGACUACGUCUCGUGUAAAGUCAGAUGAGCAGUCCAAUACGAAUCGUAGCCAAACUUGGAAUUAAGCACUCUUUAUAAAGAUUUUAUGUACAUUUUUUUACUAGUAUACUUUUUGUUACAUUAAUAACAAUACAAUUGACCCUUUUCAUCUAUUGGCUCCUCCGCCCUCUCUUACUAUUGGCUUAGUUUUGUAUGUACUGAGUCCUUUACAGUAUACAUAAUUAAAUAUUGAAAUAUUUUCGUAAGAAUGAUGAACAAUAAUAUCAAUAAGAAUAAUAUUUGUAAUAAUAAUGUCAAAAUUAUUUUAUAGUAACAAGUACGGUGAAUGAUCGAUCAAUUGGUUCUUCGUCAAGUGUUGAAUUUUCUGAAAAAAGUGAUGCAGCAGAUAUAAUGAUUUUAUUCGAAGAAGCAACAGAAAAUCAAAACGUUUUUUUAAUUGUGUUGAAGCCUUUCAUGGAAAAUAUUAUUAAAAAUUUUAACGACAAAGGAAUAAAGUAAAUAUAUGUUACCUAUAAUAAUAUACAUAAAAUAUAAUAAAUACUAGAUACCUAGCAUAAGUUAUUAUUGAGUAACAACGUAUACGUAACCCUAUUCUGAACUAUGGGGAGCGCGUAAAAAAGCCGAAAAUAUUUAAUUCUAAACAUAUUUUAUCCGAACUAUACUUCAGAUUUUCAGUCGACUAAUCCCCUUUCACCACAACAACCAAUGCUACAACCCAACCGGUAUCGUCGGUAAUGAUUGCGCGUGUGGACACACGCGAUAUUAUUAUUUAUUUAUACUUUUGAACGUAUGUCACGAUCCUCAUUCGACUAUAAAACAUAAUUAUUAUCGACGCUACCCGCUGUGUUGUAGUGGAGGCGAAUUUGUCGGCUGAAAUGCGGUUCAGAUAAAAGACCUACGUGCCAGUUAAAAUACUAUCGGCUAGAAUACAGAUAUACCUAGUGUAAUGUGUUAAAAGAAGAAUUCUGAUUUCUAAAUAUUAGUAUUGAAAUUAGUUUGAAAUGUAUAGUUGUCAAAGGAUCGCUAUUAGCUGACAGUUAAAAUAACAUUUAAACCUAAAUUUAGUCGAGUAGAACCAGUGUCGUAGCCAAGAUUUAAACACGGGGGCAAUGAAAAAAUAAAAAUAAUUUAUUAUAUAUUAUAAUAAAUAGGUGCUUAUUAUAUGAACAGAUAUAAUAAUUAUUGAAAUAAAUACAACGUUGAACAACUUUUUAUUGAUAAUCUAUUGUAUACAACUAUUAUAAAUAAUUAAUAAAUUAACAAUAAACUAUUGUAAAUAUUCUUAUUGAACCGAACCUGGUAGGUACUUAUAAGUCAUAAUAUUAUAUUAUUACUGUAUCAAAGUCCAAUUAAUAACUUUCAUACUUCUAAGAAAUUUUUAAAAAAAAACCAGUCAAUGUUUCUUUUUCUACACUUUCAUAUUCUAAAUCAUCGUUAUUUAUAGGACCAAACCAUUAAAUUUUUCUUCACUCAAUGUAGCACUUAGAUAUGUUUUUAGUAUUUUUAAAACAGAAAAUGUAACUGAUAUAAAUCAGUUUUUGUUUUUUCGAACAAUUGAAAAUUCGAAAAUGGAAAACUUUAAACGAUUUUUUCUUAUCAGUCAGAUGGCAUUUUAUUAAUAUCUAGUAUCUACCAUAGAUAAUAUAGGUAUAUUAUAUUAUGAAUAUAUUUAGCCCUGGGUAGAACUAAAGAGAACUCGGUGUCAACAGAACAUUCACGAAAUAUGUUGAAAUUAGACUAGAUAAUAAUAUAAUGUACAUGUCUAAACGAGUAUCUGGUAUAACGUUGAUAAUACACAUCCUGUCGUCACACGGUUUCUGCAAAGUUGAUUAAAUAAUUAAACGUGUAUAAAUUUGUCUAACUAGACAACUAAUUGAAAUUAUUAUCAUCAAAUCUAAACAAAUACCUAGUGAUAGUUAGUUUGUAUUUUGAAAAAAUAUCAGUAGGCAUAUUGUAAAUGUAAAUGAAUAAGAUAAUAAUUUGUAAAUAAUUUAUUAUUUUUAUACUUUUUUUUUCAGUGACAUCAAUUUUAUUAUCAUUGGAUACUCUGAACAAUCUGAACAUUCUGGAGUGCAUAUCUACUCAGCUAACAAGGGAAAUAAUUAUGAAGGAAUAUUGGAUAACAUGCCACAAUGGUCAGAGAUGAACGCCGAAAAAGAUACAGGAUUCUCUUCUCAAUUUGUUGAUUCAUAUAAAAAACUUAUAGGUGUGACUAACUUAAAAAAUAAAUAUUCAGAUAAUUAUAAAUUAUAAGAUAUAUUGAUCUACUUACAUUACAAAUAUUAUCAAGCCAUUUAUCUAUACAAAUUUAUGACCGUAUUAAAUUAUUUAUUUUUGUUUUAUUACCAAUUUAAAAAGUUUAACACAUUUCAUUUUUACAUGAUUUUCUUAUAGUCCAAUAAAAUGUUUCAAAUUUUGUUUAUAAUUAAUCCAACAAAUAUAAAUUAAAUUAUACUUACUUAGGUACUUAAAUUUAAAUAUAAAAUUUAAUAAGACUAAAAAUGUAUGAUACAAAAUUUAGUAGUUGGUACAUGAGAAUUAUUAUUCAAAUAUAAUAAAUAAUAUUUUUUUAUUUUUAGGUAAGAACUCGAAAGAUAAAGCGUACAAGCUUUCAGGUGAAUAUCCAUUUAGACCUAAUGCAGUUAAAGCUGUUUUGGCUGUUACACAAACCGUAUAUACUACCGACAGUACUCUUGAUGUAAGUACAUGUUUUUUUUUUUAUGACUAACUGAUGUAAAACGAUUUUACUAAUAUAUUAUUGAACACAGGUAUCUCAAUAUACAUUUGAUUUAAUUACAUCAUGCUUUGUGGAACAAGGAAUUAAAUUCCAUCUAGUCGCCCCAAUUAAUCUACAAGAUUCUUCAAAUCCAGAAAUAUUUGGUAAAUAUUAGUUGUCUAAUAAGUUAGUUAGUUAGUUAUCUAACUUGGGUACCUUAUUGGUAUAAGAUAUCUAUAGUAGAGAUGUAUAGUAAAAUAGUGUAUUAAUUAGGAUUUUCUGAAGUAUGAUGUUAAUAUUUCCAGGAACAAAUGGAGCUGAUACAGUCUAUACAUUAACAAAGCCGAAAGGUACAAAUAGUAAUGAAUACACUUAUGACAAAUCUUUAGAGACUGGUUUAGUAGUAAAGGUCAGUAGAAUUAUUCAAUAAAGUAUAUUUAUGAGUGUAUUUUAUAAACCAUCACAUUUUACCAAUUGUAACAACUAACAAUGUAUUAUUAUUGCAGACAAAUGGAAUCAUGUUUGAUUCUCAUAAAUUUGUUACGGAACAAGAUGACGAGAAAAUAAUUUACUUGAAAGCUUUAAGCAAAAUUAUAGCAAAAAGAGCCAUUAAAGAUUCGCAUGUUACAAAAAGUUGCACAACCGUUGUACACGAUGGAAUUAUGCCAUAUACCAGAUGUUCUAUUGUGCCAUCGUCGUCUGAACCUUCAAAUUAA